AUGACCAAUCGGGACGGUUCACGACCCAGUGCGCUGCCAGACGACGCUCAGUAUAGUCAAACGCCUCUCUCAAGCGUGCAAUAUCACGAACAACUCACAGCGGCGGCGGCGCCGGGUAAGAAAUUACUUGCAUCAUCGACAAUGGAGACUCAAAACACUAUUCAUGAGCUUACGAAAGCGAAAAUUCAUGAAGAAUUGGGAAAAAUCUCAGUGCAUGGAUGGAUGCAUAAACAAGGAAGUCGAAAGUUUAAAGGUCCCGUGGCGAAAAGUUGGCGUAAACGCUAUUUUGCAUUAGAAGGCGCGAAAAUCUACUAUUUCCAUAGUGAUGUCGACUGUCGAAAGUAUUUUAAUUCACGUAAUGGGGAACUUGUGGUUGGUGCCAUUGAUCUACGUGAUGCUUUUAAACUUGAACAAAGUGAACGUCUUGAUUUACCAGCUCGUGGCAUUGUCAUCCAUACACGUCAUCGUGCGUGGCUUGUAUGUCCUGAAACGGAUCAAGAUUUUACAAUGUGGUUUGAUGCACUUGAAUUUACUGUCAUGUCAGCGGGUUCUGGAAAUGUUGUGAAACGUGAAUUACCAAAUGUUCGAGUGUAUGAAAUGAAAGGCCGUUCGAGUUAUCGAUUUUGGUAUCUCAUAUUUAUCAUUACGGCUUUAGUUGAAUUGGCUGGGAUUGUUCUAUGGUUUCCAUUGGGUAUUGAACCAUGCGAUGUGAAAUAUCGUACGGACACAUGUGAAGAGAUUCAAUUAUUGUACGCAGACUCGCUACAAUGUGGUGAUAAACCAUUUAAUGGUAUGUGGGAUCCACCUCAAUGGUACCAUUGGUCAGCUGGAAUUGAAACAGUCCAGUGUUUUAAGGAACCUCAUGUGGCUGAUUGGGUCUCGUAUUUCCUAUUCUAUCUCUCGGAAUUUAUCAGUAUUACUCUUGGAAUUCUCUAUUACCUCGGAAUGUGGAAACCAGUUCGUCGUGGUGCUCGAUAUCUACGAGAUUUUGAACCUCAUUUUCCACCUGAAAAGUGGCCAACAGUCGAUAUUCUAUUAUGUCACUAUGCAGAACCUGCUGAAGAUACGAUUGCGACAUUAGAACGAAUUAUGAAUCUUGAUUAUCCUCCACAUUUAUUUCAUGUAUGGAUUUGUGAUGAUGGGUAUUGUAAAGCAAGUUGGGAAUCGGGUGCUCAAGUACCUAAAGUAAGUGUAAAUCACGGGGUUAUUGAAGAUGCUGGUGAUGUUCGUCAUGAAGUGGCACAAUUUAUGUAUGAUCGGGUUUGUGAAUCGUAUGAACUUGAAGUGGAUGAAUGGCGUAAAGAGCAUACGACAGUAAAAAUGCCAACGAUUAUAAAUCCACGACUUGUUAAUCGUCUUGAUUGUGCUGUUGGAUCAGUACGAGAUGAUUAUCAUUAUCAUGGGUUUCCGAAACUUACAUUUGUUGGUCGAAUCAAACCACGAGUACAUCACUCAAAAGCUGGAAACAUCAAUAAUGUUUUAUACAAUGAAGGAGCAUGUGGACGAUAUGCAAUUAUUCUUGAUAAUGAUAUGAAACCCCAUGAGAUGUUUAUUCAAGCGACAUUACCAUUUUUCUUUGAUGCACCACAAAGUACCAAAAUCAUGCGUUGUUGUGCCCCUGGAUGUGGUGAUAGUGGAAAAAUCUGUUGUGCUUUAUGCCAAGCAGCAGGUGUACCCGAAGUACAAAUUAUGUUUUGUUCCAAAGAUUGUUACAAUGCCUCGGGUCACGUCAAAUCGAGUGUUCAUCGUCGACAGACACAAAAUACCAUGUCAGAACGUAUGAUGUGUGCAAGUUGUGGUAGUAAGAUCAAUCAUAAAAAAGGGUUAUGUCGUAAGUGUAAUCGUGCCGUUAGUCGACGAGAAACGAAUCAAUUUGUUGGUGUCUCGGCAGAUGAUUACUCGGACCAUGUCUCAGUGAAUCAAGUGGGAUAUGUUCAAACUCCUCAAUACUUUGAAGAUUGUCUUCAAUUGCGUCUUGGUGAUCCAUGUGGUCAUCGUAAUUCCACUUUCUUUGACUCAGCACAAACUGGAAUGGAUGGGUACGAUUGUGCUUCAUUUGCUGGUACCAAUGCGAUAUUUCGACGAGAAGCACUUGAUUCAGUGUCUGGUAUUCAAUAUGGAUCCUUAACGGAAGAUGCAUACACUGGUAAAAUGAUGGUAGAUAAAGGAUGGAAAGGAUAUUACUUUCGGAAAGAUUUAGAAGGUGAAGAAGCAGAUCGGAUUCGACUUGCAGAAGGAGCUGUCCCAGAAUCAGUUGCUGCUGCUCUUGCGCAACGUAAACGUUGGGCAAAAGGUAAUUUUCAGAUCUUUCUACGCAAUAAAAAGAGUCUUGUCGAUCCAGAAUGGCAACCUCCUCAAGUUGAGUUACCACCAAAACGCAAGAUUAACAAAUUCAUGCGUUGGGUCUUUUUCAUGAAUCUUACCGUCUACCCAAUUGGUUCCUUUCCUGCCAUUUUCUUCUUUUACAUCACUGGAUACUUUUUGUAUACGGGUCAAGCUCCAAUUUAUACUUCCGGGCUACGUCUUUUGAUGGCAUUGGUACCUAAGAUUGUUGCACAAAGUAUCUUGUCAGCUUUGUCAAAUCGAACUGUUGAUAAUGAUGAUGUGUUACGUAGUCAACAAACUUGGUUUUCGUAUGCUUUUGUGCAUGUAAUGGCAGUGUUUGAAACAAUUUAUUGGAAAAUUACGGGCAAAGAGGCAUCCUGGGCUAACACUGGUGCAUUGGGUGGUAAUAGUAUCAUGGAAUUACCAAAUUUACUUGUGUUUCUUAUCAUGGUAUUUGGAAUGGUGUGGGAUACCGUACGCUACUUUGCAGGUUACAAUAACGCAGCUACGACUCACGGAACACCUUUAUACUUUGCCUCGUUAUUUCUUGGUGGAUUUCUUGCUAGUCAACUUGGUCCAAUGGUUCGUAUGAGUUUACAAACGUACUUUGGUUGGAGUCACAAGAGUUUGACGGAUCAAGGCAACAUUGUUGGUAACUUUUGGCUUGCUUUUGUGCUCAUUAUACUUUGCAUUUGGGUUUAUGUGGAGACACCAAACCACUCGAUCUUUGGGUAA
Messenger RNA from Plasmopara halstedii, 3060 nucleotides. Its product is annotated as cellulose synthase 4. The record is from RefSeq and is a predicted model, not a curated record. Bases 1 to 3060 code for a protein of 1019 amino acids. The transcript has 2 exons. NCBI's taxonomy places the organism in Eukaryota, Oomycota, Peronosporomycetes, Peronosporales, Peronosporaceae.